Messenger RNA from Erpetoichthys calabaricus (reedfish), 8453 nucleotides. RefSeq names its product DENN domain-containing protein 4B-like. The coding region runs from base 477 to 5003 and encodes 1508 amino acids. NCBI's taxonomy places the organism in Eukaryota, Metazoa, Chordata, Cladistia, Polypteriformes, Polypteridae. Gene Ontology annotation, biological process: regulation of Rab protein signal transduction. Gene Ontology annotation, molecular function: protein binding. The record is from RefSeq and is a predicted model, not a curated record. The transcript has 29 exons. Gene Ontology annotation, cellular component: cytoplasmic vesicle.
AAAGGACUAACCGGAACGAAAUCUGACACUAAACUACGAACACCAGCUCGUGUUUGACCGUCGGUGCUUUUUUUUUGUAAUAAUGUAGCAUUACACGAGAAUCGAUGGCUUUCUCCAACGUAAUAAUUUUCCCACAUUGCGAUUCUUUGAAACCACUGGUCUGUCCGUUUCUUUUUAUAGCCCUUGGUUACAACCGCUAGCCAGCCAGUCGCAGCGCCCGUGGAGGCGGCGCCAGCCCGGGCUCUGACAGCACACGUCGAGCGCGUGCCGUCCCCUCCUCUCCUCCGCGCCGACAGUCGUCAGUGUCGCAACGCAUCACAACGCAGCGCCUCUUGGAGCGACCCUCCCCGCCCUUCGGUCUCCGCUAGAGAGUAGCCGGCGCGAGAGGGGUUCACGACGCAGACGAGGAUGUCCAAUGCACAAACUGACAGUCUCUGCCGACAUGCAGUGAGGGGUGUCGUAGGUGCACAAGCAGCAUGACGGAAGAGAAAUGCCCUCAGCUGGUUGACUACUUUGUGGUGGCAGGCUUAACAGCAGGUUCCAAGCCACUAGAUGAAGAUGGCCAGCAGAGAGGUGCCCGUCCUGUGGAGCCUAUCACAGAAGUGGUGGUCAUCAUCCGGUCACUUGGAGAAGAUGUGCCUGAGGGCUUUACAUGCAUUGAAAAAUCUCAGUCUGGACACUCUGCAGACCUCAGUGCUGGCUUGCUCAACAAUCCCCAUAUGUUUCUAUGCUACAAACGAGGACGAGAAAAGCCUCCCAUCCUUGACCUUGGGGUUCUGUGUGAAGGAAAGGAACAAGUAAAAGCUGGAUGGAAUGUUAUUGAGACCACUCCUUAUAGCCAUUCAGCCAACCUGGGCUCCGGAGGACCAGGAAUCCACCGCACAUUCAUCAUGUACCGUAGAGCUCCUGACUCUCAGGCGCUUAACACAUUAGGGGUCACUGAUAUCUCAGUAAUCUUGCCAAGUAAAGGAGAGAGUGUUCCACACACCUUCUGCAAAGUGGACAAGAAUCUCAACAAUGGAAUGUGGGGACCUGACCUUUAUCUUUGUUAUAAGAGAGCAGUUGCCAAGGCCAAUGCAGUUGUCUAUGAAGCUGGAUUAAUCAGCCGCUACCCAGAAACAGACAUAGAAUUAUUCCAGCUGCCGAAAUCCGUGCCAGUGUUUUGUUUACCAAUGGGGGUCACAAUUGAAAGCUGGCCUCUAAACACCAAAUACCAGCUUCCUGUUUUCUCAACUUUUGUCUUGACUAGUGCUUCUGGGGACAAGGUUUAUGGUGCUGCUAUUCAGUUCUAUGAACCAUACCCUCGAGAGAGGCUUAAGGACAAACAAAAGCAGCGUCUUGGCCUAGUUAGCAUUGUGGACCGGCGGCCAAUCACUAAUCGGAUGGUGCAGGUGAAAAAGAGCAUCUGCGUACUGUCUCACUGGCCUUUUUUUGACGUCUUCCAGAAGUUUCUGACUUUCAUCUAUCGUUACUCCAUUUCAGGGCCGCAUGUCCUUCCCAUUGAGAAGCACAUCUCUAGCUUUAUGCACAAUGUCCCUUUUCCCUCACCACAAAGACCUCGAAUCCUAGUACAGCUGUCUCCAUAUGAUAACCUAUUGCUGUGCCAACCAGUGUCGUCACCUUUGCCUCUCAGUGGAGCAAGUUUUUUGAAACUCAUACAGAACCUGGGCCCAGAGAAUGCUGCUACCCUCCUUAUGGCAGUUCUAAUUGAGCAUAAGCUGUUGAUCCAUUCACUGCGUCCAGAUGUCUUAACCAGUGUGAGCGAAGCCCUUGUAUCUAUGACGUUCCCACUCCGCUGGCAAUGCCCCUAUAUCCCCCUCUGUCCACUGAAUUUGGUUGAUGUACUGUGUGCACCAAUGCCUUUCAUUGUUGGUGUCCACUCUAGCUAUUUUGAUCUCUAUGACCCUCCUCAUGAUGUCAUCUGCAUUGAUCUGGACACCAAUACUAUCUUCUAUGAAGAAAAGAAGAUAUUAUCUUGGCGACUGUUGCCACGUAAACCUUGCAAAGCUCUCAUCCAGACACUAAGUAAUCUCCAUCAACAGCUGGAGAAAAUGCUAGCCCCUGCUUUGGAAGAGGCGACAUUGGAGUUUCUUCUUACUGAUUAUGACCUCAUCUAUGGACGACGUAAGCAAUUAGAACUUGAGAUCCAAGAGGCUUUUUUGAGGUUCAUGAGCAGCCUUCUCAAGGGAUAUCGGUCGUAUUUGCUGCCAAUCACACAGGCCCCUUCUGAAAAGACAACAGACUCCAGUUCACUCUUCAACUUGCAGGGCUUUCUGAAAUCCAGAGAAAGAACAUACCAGAAGUUUUAUUCUCAACUGACCCGCACACAAAUGUUUACUCAGUUCAUUGAAGAGUGCUCUUUUGUCAGUGACCGCCAUGCCUCUUUAGAGUUCUUUGAUGAAUGUGUUGAAAAGGUAGAUGUGGAAAAGCCUGAUGAAGUACGUCUCAUUGAUUUGGAUGAAACUCACAGUGGAGAGCACACUGUCUUCAUAAUGCCACCAGAAGUGCCACAAGGACCUGAUGGCAAUGAGUGUCCGGCAUUGUACAGAUAUGAUGUGUUUCCACUCUUAAAGUCAGAGCUCUUUGAUAGACCACAAGAUUUGCUGAAACUGCAAGCUAAAGGGAGUGCACCCAGCAGUCCAGCCCCUCGCAGGACAAAACAGGAAAUCAAGCUAGCCCAGAAACGAGCCCAAAAAUAUUCUUCAGUGCCAGAAAUGUGGUCAAAAUGUUUGCUUGGUCAUUGCUAUGGUCUGUGGUUCAUCUACCUUCCUACAUAUGUGCGAGCUGAGAGUUCCAAGGUGCGAGCCUUACACACUGCUUAUGAGGUACUAAAGCAUAUGGAGACUAGGAAGGUUGUACUACCUGAUGAGGUAUGCUACCGUAUACUGAUGCAACUCUGUGGUCAGUAUGGACAGCCAGUGUUAGCUGUCAGAGUGCUUCUAGAGAUGAAGAAGGCAGGCAUUACACCUAACACCAUCACCUAUGGCUACUACAAUAAGGCGGUGUUAGAGUGCAAGUGGCCAUCUACCAAUCAAGGUGGGAGGCUGCGAUGGACUAAGCUGCGCAAUGUUAUCCUUGGUGUGGCCCAGUUCAGGCAGCCAAUCAAGCGACGGCAGCUUGAGCAGGGAUCUGUCACUAACACGUCAGAUGUCCUGGUGGAGCAGCCGCCAGUACCCCGCCACCAGUCCAAUCUGAUUCGCCAAGCGAGCUGGAGUGGACUAAGUGGUGGUUCCAGUAAUGAAUCCUUGAGCAAGCCACUGGUGAAGAGUAACAGUUUAAGCAGCAUGCUGGGCUCAGCAGAGAAAACCAAGUGUAGACGAACAGCGGCAAAGAGUUAUGAUGGUAGUUUGGCUGCUCGUAAACCACCGACCAGUGGGCAACAGCUUAAAGAAUGGCCUAUGUCCCCUACCCUUGGAGAAAAGGUGCAACGGAGAGAGAUUUGCCUGUCCACAUUCUACAAGGAUUUUGCAGAACUUCAGACUGAGAAUAAAGAGGAUGCAGAAGAGCAAAGAUGUGGUUGUGAUCCUGAAGAGGUUGAUGACAGUGUCAAGAGGACCAGUCAGUGGGAAAGUAGGAGGGGAGCUAAAAAGAAUGUGGAUGAGAACUGCAAUAAUGUAGCCUCACCAAGCCGUACCUUGGCCGGAAAAAUCCAGCAGCUUCUGACUCCCACCAAGAAUAGGGUGAGACGCACAGCUAGCGUAGAUGAACGAUACCAAACAGGUGUACUUGCCUCUAUUAAGAAAGUCUCUGACCACCGUCAAUCACGCAGGAAUGACAGUGUACUGAAAGCAAAGGAUAGUCUACAUUCUGCAGCUUCAGAGAGUUCUCUUUCAGUGGGCAGUGAACUGGACAUAUCAGAUUCAUAUACAUGGACAUAUAAUAUAAGAAAGUCAUCUGAUUCAAGUCAAGAGGUGCCAGCAGUUGAGGCCCUAAUGUCAAGCUGCUCCCUGUGCCGGAAUUGUAACUGCUUGGUGUAUGAUGAGGAGAUAAUGGCUGGCUGGACCUCUGAUGACUCCAACUUAAACUCCAACUGCCCCUUUUGCUCAGGUUCUUUUGUUCCACUGCUCAAUAUAGAGCUCAGUGACCAGCAGCUACAACAGCAAAGUAAUACUGUGUCUACAGAUGAGAUACACAUCAUUGAAGACAUAGAUAAAGAAGGUUUGAUAUCAUCCACUUCUGUUCAAAGGUCAAAUGAGCAUACAAUGUACAAUGGCAUCAAUGAGGAAGAUUCUGUUUCAGAGAGCAGCAGCAGCCAACAGUCUGAUAAAACCUCCGUGAUAUUAGUGCCCUUGAAUGCAGAUAAAAGUUCACCAAAGGCCACUGUGGCUUAUGUGAGCCCACUUGUUUUACGCAAGGAACUUGAGAGUCUCCUAGAAAACGAGGGUGAUGGUGUCCUCUCAGACCCACAGUUGGUGGAUAACCAUGCAAUUAUCUUUUGGAACCUGGUAUGGUACUUUCAGCGUUUGGCACUGCCUAAUAAUCUGCUGGGCCUCAUCAUGGCUUCUCAACUAGCCUCUCAGCUGACUCAGACAUACUCUGACGAGACUAUCGUACGUGUCCGUCUAAUGUGGGACACAUUGAGCCCUGACACUGACCAGUGGCCUCCCCUCUACAUCCUUUGGCGAAUACAUAGUGGAGUACCAACCCGAACCUACAGCUGGCGUCGGCACAAUCACCCAUUUACACUAACUUUCCUGGAGGAAGUAUUGCGUUGUGUAGGCAUGAAUGAAGUCCACAAAGCAAUCGUGCUGUUUUUGGAGACCGUCAUCCAGCAGCCUAGUCCUCCUCGCAUACAGAGGAGUCUGUAUCGAGAGUUCCUUUUUCUGACACUGGCAGCAAUGGGCAAGGAUAAUGUUGCUGCUUUUGAUAAAAAGUACAAAACUGCUUAUAGUCGCCUUACCAGCUCACUUGGCAAGGAGGAACUUCGAAAGCAUAGAGCUCAGCCUCCCAGUACUAAAGCCAUUGACUGUCGAAAAUCUUUUCUGGUACAUUUGGACUGCUGAUAUUCUACCAGAUUCAGAGAUGAAGUUGUCAAAAGACUGGAAAAAGAAGGAAGCUUUCACUCUGAAGUCUCAUCCCCAUCCUUCCUAACUGACUAAUGAGUAUCCCAUCCCUUUGGCUCCCAGUGUUCCUUCCAUGUUUGGAACAAAGAGCAAAAACUAAUAGGAACCUUUUAUUUUUGUAACAUUUUUUUAUUUUGUAAGAAUAGCUAAAAAGAAAGAACUUAGCUGUAUAUAGCUUAUAAUUUAAUUCAAACUAAAGGUGUGUGCAAGGAGCCUCAAACGUAAGUGCACAAAUGGCAUUAAGACACCAUCUAGUACAGUUUGCUAAAUAUUCUGUCUCUCAUCUUCCCAUUUAACUGACUUAUAUGACCUGGCACAGGACUUGUUUUUGCUUUCUUUCAUACAGUAUGUUAACAAAAGUUCAUAUUUAUCUUAACAUUAUGUUGUUGUCUGUAAUUGUCCUUGUCACACGACACAGUUGCUACCUCCAAAUCUUGUUUUAAGAAAUACUUACGCUAUUUAAAAAGUACUUUUAGACUCCACUGUAGGUAUAGUCUUUUGUAAUAAGUGCUGUGAAUUCUUAUCUGGUUCUACUAUAUUUGAAUUUUGAAUAAGACUACAACUGCCUAACUAUACUUACCUUGUGCUUGGUUACAGUAAUAGGUAUGUGUUCUUAGGUGGAAUGAAAAGUUAACAGCCAGACAGUUUUGUAGCUUAAAUAUAUUUAACUAUUGAUUUAAAAAAAACAUUGCAGAAGACGUACUCCAUUUGUUACCAAAGUCAUAAUGUCCUCAAAUGGACCACCAUCUACUGUGUAAUACAUAUAUCUUCACUUUCAGAGGUUACUGUCUAAUUUCUAACACCAUUAUUUAUCCAAGGUUUGUUUAGUGGUCUGAUUUGUAUCUCUUCUCUCUUGUACCAUUAUGUCAACUAACAUUUCUGAGCCCUGGAGGCCCUUGUCUGUGAAGGCUAGUCUUGUGCCAGAUGGGAUCUCAUAAAUCAUUUUGUUUUCAUGACUAACCUUAAUAUGGAGUGCUGGCAGAUGUUUUCAGGAAUGCACCUAUAUUCAGUAGCCAUUUACAAAGGAGUUGCAAAAAAGGUCCACAUUUUUCAAUUAUAUGAAUUGUUUUUACGAAACAACACUGUCUUUCAGACCCCGAUUUUAAAUUAUUGAGCUUUCAGUUAUAAUAAGAAACUGUUUGACAUAGGUUAAAAAUAAUCCAUAUAGUUUGGGUCCAAUCAUCAGAAUUUUAAAGUUUUAAGUGUAUGGCAUUGCAUCAAUAAUUGUUUACAUUUUUAAACUUUUUCUUUUUUGGUGGAUCUUGAUUUCAGUUAGAAUGUUCAAGAUCAUCUGCCUAACCAGGUAUGUUUUUAAUUAGGAAAAAACUAAAGUCUGAAAAAUGCAUAUAUAUUGUAAUAUAGUGUCAAAAUUACUGCCCUCUCCAUAUAGAGGAAAUUUUCUUAAAUCGCAUUCUAACACACAGUUUUGACUCGGUUAGUGGCCAUGUCAUACGAGGUGAGACACAAAACUAACCAGACCGGGCUUGGGGCUUUCCUGGAAAACCGUCCGGAGGUCAGCCGAACGUGAAUCAUAGAACUAUAUUCCCUCCUACACGCCCUCACAAACCACCAACUGGCUAAGUAUAUCCUGUGAAUAGCCCAGUCCGUAUUUGCACAACAAUUGCUACACAAGUUGCCGUAGAAAAAAAUCAUACGCGAAUCAACAUCAAAUUUCUCGCGAAUUUUCUCGUUUUCCGUAAAGCAGUUUUUGACUGACAAAAACAUUCCUGUCCUCGAUCAUUGUUAUUAUUUGCCUGAUUUAGCUCCCUGUGAUUUUAACUUGUUCACGAAACUCAAACGUGACCUGAAGGGAACACAUUUUUCUUUAAUGGAUGAAGUGAAGACAAAAAUGGCAAGCCUGUUGAAGAGCCUCAAGCAAGAAGACUUCCAGCACUGUUUCAAUCAAUGGAAGAUGCGUAUGGAGCAAUGUAGAGACUGGAAGGUGGAGUAUAUAGAAGGUGACAAUGUUUAGAAUGCUGUAAUUCAUCAAUAAAUUUUUUUUUUUUUUUUUACCAAUCCAGUUACUUUUGUGUCUCACCUCAUAUAUUGACUGUCUAGAUAAUAAUUUUACUUGAGCUUUGAAAACAAAAAUGUCAUCUUGUGGUAUAUCUCUGUGGCACUAUGAGGAGAUAGGAAGCCUUGUUUGUACCUCUAGGUCCCAAUUUGAUACCAGCACUGAGUUGACUAAUAGGGAGAAGAUUUGAGUUCAGUCUGUCGUCAAAUCUCAAAUUCAAUCAUGUUUGCACCUUCAUAGCCUCACCAUGAUCCUAGCCAUAAUUCAAAAGCAAACCUGAAGAAAAACCACUUUGUCCUAAACUGUGCAUACACGGAGUAGAUUCACCAAGGUGUAAGUGAGGUCUGAACGAAUGAAAGCGAUAAAACUUCCGGCAGUUCACAUAUGGCAUAUCUAACAAAUGGUAACUGGCUGUGAAGUUCCAAGUGGAGGUUGCUUUUACCACUCUAAAGUGAGGUUUGUGUCGAUUCACCAUAGAGACUGCCUUAAACACUAAGGUUGGCAACCUCAAAAGUAUAAAACUGUCUUUGUCAAGUCCCACCUAUUAAAAAUUUUAUUUUCACUUUCAUGUCAAGCUCCCCAGUGCUGUCCUGAAACCUGUCAACAUAUGUUCACCUCAGAGACCAAUCCCACCCCCUCCUCCCAAAAAAAGCAAAUUUUCAAAAAAAACUGAAUACUGAACAGUGGCCCUAUGUAGAUAUUCAACUACUUUACAGUAUGCUUGUCUAUUUUUGUAAUAAAAUGUUAAUUUUGCUGAAAUGAUUGUUUUAUGUUGUUAUAAUGUUAAACAGUAUUGAAAAAUGUGAACAAUGCUUAUUCACUGAACUUAGAAAAAGAAGCAAAUGUAAGACAGUUUUAUUUUUUUAACUAUUUAUUUGAGCUUUAUUUUGUAAUUCUGUUUGUGCUUUGUUACUGUAAUGUAUAUGCUAGCGACUCGAGAUGUUAAUUCCAUUAAUGUACAGUCACUGACCGCUCCUGUUCUGGAUACCAAACAGAACUUGUUGUCAAAGAUGUUAAUUGCUCAAAGCACAGUGGACAUAACAAUUUAACGCCCCCUUCUUCCUCCGAUGUUAUGUCAUUUAGUGUUUAGAUCUUUGGCUUGAGCACAUGGCUAGUUAUUCCACUGCUGGUGUCCACGAAUUUCCCACUUGCAGCUUUGUGAUACAGUCCUGUAAAACGAUUUCUGAAGAGAUGUGUUUGUAAGGGUCCUCCGUCUGCCAUAUAUUCGAUGUGAGCCCCCAUCACAUGACUUGGAGCAGUCACUGGCAUAUAUCUUGUGCUGUGCAAUAUUUGUCAAACAAUGGUGUUUUUACUGAAGGCUCGAGAAUUUUACUGUACAUCACCCUACUGUAAAUAAAAAGCCAGCUCACAAUUUA